ACCGACGACGCCUGCCUGGCCCAACAUCGACAUCCACCAGCUUCUCAACGGUCCUUCCAACCAUGAGGCAUUGGCCGGAGCAGUGGUCUGUUGGGUCGUCCUGGCCCUCUACCGAUCCAUACUCUCGCCGCUCGUGGGACACAUCUCGACCCUCAACCAUACAUUUCAUCUGGCCAUUCUCAUUGGACAAGCCCUUCCAGCUGUGGUUCUCUAUCGUCUCUUUGUCUGCCCGUGCUUCAUCGCCCUCGAGAGUCUGUGCGAGCAUCUCCAGAGUACUGCAGUGCGCACUCGGCUCAAAAGUCCUUCCCUGGUGACCGAUCUGCUCCUCUGGAUCUAUCGCCGACUCGAGACCAACAUUGUGAUGAGAUCCCCUCUGCAUACCCUCCUUCGACCAAGCCCUGCUGCUGCUCGAGCGCUGCUGAAUCAGUCCCAGGGCACAACAUUGGCCCACUUUGGCAUCCGUGGCCUCGAUGUGGGCUCCAAUGCCGACUCCAUCCGCCCCAACCAACUUCAGCCUGCUGGCGAUAGCUCCCGCAAAAGCGUCGCUCCCACGCUGGCUCCCACGCUGGCCCCCACGGAGACUGGCUCGGCUGACGCCCGUUCGCCGGAUCCGCCCGAAUCUCUUUUGGCAGACAGCCACCUGGCUCAGAGCAUCGACUUUAUUCGAUCUUCGUACCAAACCAUCCUAUCGCUCGUGCACAUCCAUCGAAAGGAUCGGACGACCCAGCCACUUCCAUCCCAGAGCGCCAUCCCGAGUGAGCCGCUCACUCCGGCGCCCGACAGCACCGAGAAGCCACUUCCCCAACCUCCGUCGUCGUCGCCGCCAAAGUCAAAGCCCAGAAUGAUUCGCCGAAAGAGGAUCUUUCAUGUAUCGACGAUCGGCAGCGACGACGACGCGGAUGCUGUGUCCUCGGACCCGACAUCUGAUCCCGGAGCAGGCCCGCGAAGAUCGGCUCGGUUGCUGGAAAAACAAUCAAACCCUGACAAGCGCAGGUGGUAGGCGACUCGACCAAUACUUGGCCGACCCCACGACUCUCCUCGCUCUCGAAAACACAGCCAGCGGCGGAUGGCACGGUGGUCAUAUGGCCUUCUAAAUGAGCUGCAGGAGCUGCUUGGAAACCCAGUCGAGGAACUCAGAAUGCUUCAUGAAGCUGGGUCCAGAUUCAGACGCAAAAGCCGAAUAGAACUUUGAACGAACCAUGAAUUGGUUUCUGGAUCAUUGCGAUGGAGCAUGUUGCGAUUCGGAAACCCAAGGUUAUGAGAACGGAUGCGGGUCGGACAGUAAGCACCGCAUGGCGAGUGAGCACAGUAUGUAUCGUAAAUGCUGCGAGCAGUCUCCGGGCAAAUACAC
Messenger RNA from Polychytrium aggregatum, 1351 nucleotides. RefSeq lists its product as uncharacterized. The transcript is spliced from 2 exons. The record is from RefSeq and is a predicted model, not a curated record. Lineage: Eukaryota; Fungi; Chytridiomycota; Chytridiomycetes; Polychytriales. The coding region runs from base 362 to 1000 and encodes 212 amino acids.